AUGGAGAACGAAUUCGAUGUGCUAGAUGGAACCGAUGAAUUCCCUUAUCCAAUAUCAAUAGCUCGUACAGAUUUUAAGAAUUUCAAUGAAGAAGAAAUUGAUCAAUUCUUAUAUAAGAAUCAUCGAUUUACAUCAAUAGAUAUAUUAAUUAAAGAGCUAUCACAAUUAUCAAAUAGUCUAAAUCAAACUCUAUUAGAUUUGGUUAAUAAUGAUUAUAAUGAUUUUAUAAAAUUAGGGAAAUCUAUAAAUGGAGGAUUUGAUUUAAUAAAUUUAAUCUCGGGAGAUUUAAAAGGAUUUAAAUUAGAAUUAACCAAUUAUCAAAAUAAAUUUAAUACCAGUUAUGAAACAUUGGAUAAUGUACUUAACAAACGACAACAACUAAUCGAACUAAAGACAAGUGCUAAAUUGAAUUUAUUAUUACAUGAUCAAGUAGUUGAAUUUGAUAAUUAUAUUGAACAAAAGGAUACCAUCGAUUUAUCAACAGAAUUAAAGAAGUUAACUGGUUUAUAUCUUUCAAUAAGCAAUAUCAAUCAAUUCUUAGAAUCAAGACAAUCAAAUCAAUUUCAAGAGACUUAUUUAGCAAAUAAGAUAUCUUCGUUAAAAUAUGAAUUUAAAAGUUAUUUAGAUCAAUUGGCAAAACGAGAAAUUACCAAUAAUAAGAAGGACUCAUCGUUGAUAUUGGAGAUAUUGAACGUAUAUAAGAUGAUUGGACUAGAGUCUGAUCUACUAGAUCUAAUUCAUAAGUAA
Molecule: messenger RNA, 747 nt
Organism: Hemisphaericaspora subhashii
Lineage: Eukaryota; Fungi; Ascomycota; Pichiomycetes; Serinales; Debaryomycetaceae
Product: Golgi transport complex subunit
Exons: 1
Coding region: 1-747 (248 amino acids)
Biological process (GO): intra-Golgi vesicle-mediated transport; protein transport; Golgi organization
Cellular component (GO): membrane; COG complex
Source: RefSeq, a predicted model, not a curated record